Hibiscus syriacus is the source of this 435-nucleotide messenger RNA. Its product is annotated as cysteine proteinase inhibitor 5-like. Gene Ontology annotation, molecular function: cysteine-type endopeptidase inhibitor activity. The record is from RefSeq and is a predicted model, not a curated record. The transcript has a single exon. Bases 1 to 435 code for a protein of 144 amino acids. NCBI's taxonomy places the organism in Eukaryota, Viridiplantae, Streptophyta, Magnoliopsida, Malvales, Malvaceae.
AUGCCAAAUCCAAUUCAAAUUAUAAAAUCCCAACACACAAAUAAUAGUCUGCAACGGAAACAACAACGCCAUGCAGCACUUUCGACAUUUCCUUAUCCUCUUGUUGUCUCUCAUUUCACUUCCUCUUAUUCGGGCCGGUGUCGAAAGAUAUCCGGCUGUCGGAUGGACACCAUAAAGAAUGUCAACGAUCCGCACGUGAUUCAGAUCGCGAAAUUUGCCGUUAGCGAAAAUAAAAUGCGGUCGAAAAUAAAAUUGGAGUUAGUGGCGGUGGUGAGAGGCGCAACAAAGGUGGUUUCCGGGAUGAAUUAUCGGUUGUUGUUGAAGGCCACUGACGGAACCGCAACCAAUCUAUACCGUGCUAUUGUGUAUGAGAAGGCAUGGGAAGGUUACAAGAAGCUUGCCUACUUCGAACCUGCCCAAGGUUAUUCUUAUUAA